AUGGCAGACCCAAAAUCAGCUCAACCGCGCACGCGAGCGCAGAGGGCUUGCAUUGUCUGUCAUAAGAGGAAGAUCAAGUGCGAUCUCGAGACAUGUGCAGGUCCGCGCUGCACCAAUUGCCUACGCGACGAAUAUGAAUGCAUACCGCGAGAGCGGAAGCGGAAGCGGUUUACUAUGUCGCCUUCACCUUCGGGAGGCAGACCUGCUGGACGAUUAAAAAGGGAGCCACCAAAUCCUCGUGCUUCACUUUCGAAUCCUUCCAUGAUGGAUCCAGUAUACCAACCACAGAGAUCGAUCAGCGAUGUUGAUGGAACGAACCUCACCGAGGUCUCCCCAAAGUCGAUGGCAGGAGCUGCAAACCACUCCAAUUCAACCCCCCCAGGAGCGGUAACAGGGCAACCGCACUACCCGCACGGUGGACCAAAUACGUCGUAUCUUGGCCGGAGUUCUUACAUUGCGGUGGACGUUCCACUCGACGAUGAGGAAGCGCCGGAGAUCCCCCAGAAUUUCCAAACCCUCAACGAUCGAGAUGUCGAGGUUUUGGGGAUCCAAAGGGUAUUCGAGCUCCCGCCUCGCGCGAUCAGGGAAAGUUUGAUCGACCAUUUCUGGGAGCGAUGCUGGCCUUGGACGCCGAUUGUCGACCGCAGUUGGCUGAAGGGUAGGAACGCCGGCAUGACCAACACCAUGUUCGACCCCGAAGGCGAAUCUGGGACGCCUAGUAUUCUGUUGCUCCAGGCUAUGUUACUGGCCGGCUCACGAGUGAGCACGGCCAUAUUUCCAAGCCCAACUUCGGGGACUAGUGCCAACAAAGACAUUACCCCAGGUUUCGGCCCCGAAGACUUCUACCGGAGAGCCAAAACGUUGUUCUGGACAGGAUCCGAACGAGACCCUCUUCUCAUCACGGUUGCAGCUUGUUUGCUCAACUGGUGGAAUCCAGAGGGGCCAGAGCAUUUCUCGACCGAUACCAGUGGGUUUUGGCUGAGAAUCAGUGUUGGACUGGCGUAUCAGAUUGGCCUCCACAAAGAUCCAGGGGAUUCAUCGGAAGACUCUGGUAUCAGGAGAAGGAUAUUUUGGUCCCUUGUUGUUCGAGACUGCCUGAUCAAUGCAGGCCAUGGCAGACCUAGAGCAAUAAACCUACAGCUAGCCGAUGUGCUACCCCCCACAGCAAAGGACUUCGAUGGAGACGAGAGAGCAGCAGAGCUAUUCCGGCAUUACAUAGGUAUCUCUUUGGUCCUGGGGGACUUAACCCAGGUCUUCUUAUCAAGAGCCAAAUUCCAACCCGAACAGAAACUUUGCAUGGACAAUGCGGUAUUUCGAUGGCUCAAGACCCUUCCUGAGCAUCUGCAACUGUGCCACCAUACUUCAGCACGACCUCUUCGAUCAUACCAUUUUGAAGCAAGACAACUUCAUGUCCAGUAUUUUACCGUGUUGACAAUUCUGAACCGGGCCCAAAAUACCAGUGGACCUCCCUCGACAGCAUCCGUGCUCGCCUCAUCCUUCGUCGUCGGAAUAUUCGAAGAUUUUCUAGCCCGGGACGAGGUCCGAUUCUUGGGUCCAAUCUUCACCUUCUAUCUCCUCUCAGCGGGCAUUGCCCAACUCUCGUGUUACCGUUAUCCAGGGUUAUGGCAUCUUGCGCAGCAGGAUCUGGAAGUCAUCUUUCGAAGUCAGAACGAGCUUGCCAAACGCUGGCCGUCAGCGAUCGGAGCUCUCAAAACGCUGGCUGAUGUACGGAGCAAAAUAUCCGGGCGUCAAAAAAGCACAUAUUUCCCCGACAACAAUCUGACCGAGGACCAAGCUCAGUUUUUUGUAGACUUUGGGCCGGAUCUGGCAAGGGAGUGGAAUGUGCUCUAUGGCAGCCAGUCGCACCGAUGCGGGAACGGAAACAUGCCGGACGAAAGCAAUCGACAAGUCGCCACCCGGGACCUGAUGACCGCUGGAAUCCUGUCUGACCUGCAAACGCAAGCCCAAGGAGCGGCUCCAGCCGAUGAUGUCUCUGCUGGCCGUGGGUUACUCCCAACCGGCAUGGCGCCGGACGAAGCCGCAAAUGGGGCGUCUGGCAUGUACCACCAGGAACCACUGCUUGACUCCGUUCCUACGACAUUCGAUUACGACGGCAUUGGCAACUGGUUGUUCAAUGAUUGGGAUGCGACGGCGAUGUGGUGA
Messenger RNA from Eremomyces bilateralis CBS 781.70, 2163 nucleotides. RefSeq lists its product as uncharacterized. Bases 1 to 2163 code for a protein of 720 amino acids. NCBI's taxonomy places the organism in Eukaryota, Fungi, Ascomycota, Dothideomycetes, Eremomycetales, Eremomycetaceae. Gene Ontology annotation, molecular function: DNA-binding transcription factor activity, RNA polymerase II-specific; zinc ion binding; DNA binding. The record is from RefSeq and is a predicted model, not a curated record. The transcript is spliced from 4 exons. Gene Ontology annotation, biological process: DNA-templated transcription; regulation of DNA-templated transcription.